Messenger RNA from Chilo suppressalis (striped riceborer), 2814 nucleotides. The record is from the annotation of a GenBank genome assembly. NCBI's taxonomy places the organism in Eukaryota, Metazoa, Arthropoda, Insecta, Lepidoptera, Crambidae.
AUGUGGCCUAUCGCAGUAUCGGUGGCCUUUUUGGUCUGCUGCGGUAGCCUUCUGGAAGCUGCAGACCCUGAUAGACGGCGGUACACUAACCCCACGUACUACAACGUGGGCGGAGUGCUGUCCAGCAACGAGUCCGUCGCUUUCUUCAAGGAUACUAUAUCGAAUUUGAACUUCAAAGACCAGUAUGUACCGCGCGGUGUGACUUAUCAUGACUACUCCAUCCUGAUGGAUACUAACCCAAUCAAAACGGCGCUUAACGUCUGCAAGGAUCUAAUCGCACAUCGUGUGUACGCGGUAGUGGUAUCCCACCCGCUCACCGGUGACUUAUCGCCGGCAGCGGUCUCCUACACGAGCGGCUUCUACCACAUCCCUGUCAUCGGGAUCUCAUCCAGGGACUCUGCGUUCUCCGACAAGAACAUUCACGUAUCAUUCCUGAGGACUGUGCCACCGUACUCGCACCAGGCGGACGUAUGGGUCGAUGUGUUGAAGCACUUCAAUUAUAUGAAGGUCAUCGUCAUUCACAGCUCGGAUACGGAUGGUCGCGCUAUUUUAGGAAGGUUCCAAACAACUUCCCAGAACGUCGACGACGAUGUUGACCGCAAGGUGGUGGUGGAACAGGUGAUAGAAUUUGAACCAGGAUUGGAUUCAUUCAGUGAUAAACUCGCAGAAGUUAAGAGCGCCCAAUCGAGGGUCUUCCUUAUGUAUGCAAGCAAAACGGACGCGGAGAUAAUAUUCAGGGACGCGACGUUCCUGAACAUGACGACCGUGGGCUACGUCUGGAUGGUGACGGAGCAAGCGCUGGAUGCGGCCAAUGCGCCCGAGGGACUGCUGGGCCUCAGGCUUGUCAACGCAACUAACGAGCACGCACACAUACAAGACUCCAUAUACGUGUUAGCCUCCGCCAUCCGUGACAUGAACAACACUGAAGAGAUCAGCGCCCCACCCUCGGAUUGUGACAACUCCGGCUCAAUAUGGACCACUGGCCGGCAGCUCUUCGACUUCAUACGGCGUCAGAAGCUGGAGAACGGAGCUACUGGCUUCGUGGCCUUCGACGACCAUGGAGACAGGGUGCAUGCGGAAUACGACAUGGUGAACGUAAGGGCUCAGGGAGAACAUGUGGCGGUGGGGAAAUACUUUUACUCGAAGGAAACCCAAAAGAUGCGCCUAGAAUUGAAGGAAAAUGAAAUUAUAUGGAUGGGUCGCAGUCCUACGAAACCAGAAGGAUUCAUGAUACCAACCCAUUUAAAGGUGCUGACGAUAGAGGAGAAACCUUUCGUCUACGUUCGUCGUAUUGACGAAGGCAGUAACUGUACCAGCGAAGAAAUUCCAUGUCCUCAUUACAACGCUAGCUAUAACGCAAGUGAAGCCGUAGAUCAGCUGUACUGCUGCAAAGGCUUCUGCAUGGAUUUGUUGAAAUAUCUAUCGAAAGCAAUCAACUUCACAUACUCGUUGGCUCUGUCGCCCGAUGGACAAUUCGGAAAUUAUAUCAUAAAGAACCUCUCCGUGCCUGGAGCAAAGAAGGAGUGGACUGGACUUAUCGGUGAAUUAGUUUAUGAACGCGCCGACAUGAUCGUGGCACCACUAACAAUAAACCCAGAACGAGCGGAAUUCAUUGAAUUCAGUAAGCCAUUCAAAUAUCAAGGCAUCACAAUAUUAGAAAAGAAGCCUUCACGUUCGUCGACGCUAGUGUCGUUCUUGCAGCCGUUCUCGAACACGCUGUGGAUACUGGUAAUGGUCUCAGUACACGUGGUGGCACUGGUGCUUUACCUGCUGGACAGGUUCUCUCCGUUCGGCAGGUUCAAGCUGGCGAAUAUAGAUGGCACUGAGGAGGACGCUCUGAACCUAUCCAGUGCUAUAUGGUUCGCUUGGGGCGUGCUCUUGAACAGUGGGAUCGGUGAAGGCACUCCCCGGAGCUUCUCGGCGCGAGUCCUCGGCAUGGUGUGGGCUGGUUUCGCUAUGAUAAUCGUUGCCUCGUACACCGCCAACUUGGCCGCCUUCUUGGUGCUCGAAAGGCCCAAGACCAAGCUCACGGGCAUUAACGACGCUAGGUUACGAAACACGAUGGAGAAUCUAACGUGCGCCACCGUAAAGGGCUCAGCCGUGGACAUGUAUUUCAGACGACAGGUCGAGCUAUCCAACAUGUACCGUACGAUGGAGGCGAACAAUUACGACAAUGCCGAACAGGCCAUUGAAGACGUCAAGAAUGGGAAACUAAUGGCAUUCAUUUGGGAUUCCUCUCGGUUGGAAUUUGAAGCGGCACAGGACUGUGAGCUUGUGACAGCUGGGGAAUUGUUCGGUCGCUCCGGAUACGGCGUGGGUCUGAAGAAGGGAUCUCCUUGGGCAGAUUUGGUCACAUUGGCCAUAUUGGACUUUCAUGAAAGUGGAAUAAUGGAAUCCCUGGACAACCAAUGGAUCUUAAGAAACAACAUGCUAAACUGCGAAGAAAAUGAAAAGACACCCAACACGCUCGGACUGAAAAACAUGGCUGGCGUGUUCAUACUUGUGCUGGCCGGCAUCAUAGGAGGGAUAGUCCUUAUUGUGAUUGAGGUGGUAUACAAACGACACCAGAUCCGGAAGCAGAAGAGGUUGGAGAUUGCCCGUCACGCGGCCGAUAGGUGGCGUGGCUGUGUCGAGAAACGGAAGUCUCUGCGUGCUGCUAUACUGCCUUCGCAGCGAAGAGCGAAGUCGAAUGGAGUUAAAGAAGCGGGCAGCAUCAGCCUGGCUGUGGACCGCGGUGCCAGGAGACGGGACGAGCCGCGUGUGCCAAGAUACCUACCAGCUUAUACCCCGGAUGUUUCACAUCUUGUUGUUUAG